AUGGCUGAAAAAAGAAUUGUGAUCCUGGGAGACUCUCCUGCAACAUAUACCUGUGCAAUUUAUCUCUUCACUGCCAAUAUAAGGCACUUGGUCAUUCGUCAUAGUUUUGCCUUGGACUACAAAUGUACUUUUGUGCCGGGAUUAGAUGCAACUAGAGACGAGUAUAACCAGAAGUGCUAUGAACAGGCAAAAAAUAUGGGAGUUGAGAUAGCAGAGUCUAAUAAUAAGUGCACAGUUACAACAGAAAAUGGGAAGUUUCUUAUAAAAUACGACUCCAACACGAUUCUGGCUGACUUUCUCGUUUCUGAUGUGGAUCUUGACUUAGGAAACGACAAGAAUCUGUUUGUGGUCGAAAACAAGCUGCCUGAAAGAGAGGCCAUUGUUGUUGCUGGUGUUGGGUGCAUGAUUGCAUUUGAAAUUAAGGAGGCCGUUCACUAA
Vittaforma corneae ATCC 50505 is the source of this 438-nucleotide messenger RNA. RefSeq lists its product as uncharacterized. The record is from RefSeq and is a predicted model, not a curated record. The coding region runs from base 1 to 438 and encodes 145 amino acids. NCBI's taxonomy places the organism in Eukaryota, Fungi, Microsporidia, Nosematidae. The transcript has a single exon.